GUACUAUGGAGUCUUGCAGGUACCAUUCAAGUUGGUAAUUAUUACUCAGGAUAUCACCACUAUCUUAUAAUAGGAGUUAGGAUGGUAUAAAUAACCAUUUGUGGCUUAGCGUAGGCAAUCUGCCAUAGCAUGAUUCCUCAACUGCUUAUAGACAUUUCACCAAGUUGUUCUUGGUUCACUGAAUUAGACAACUAUGAUUAUAUUUCAAUUACUUUAUUACUGUUUGAUUUGAUUUUUUGAAUUACCUUGAUGUUCAUUGGACAGUAUGAAGGGUGGAGAAAGGAAGUCCUUCGGAACCCCAUUGGUUACUUAUUUGGCUGAAGAUCCUCAAUUUGGAGCCAACAUUGAGGCUUCUGUACGUCAAUUGUUGGCACCUUUAAGAAGAGCAUAUUCUUCAACCAAGUCUCAUGAUGGUAAGGAAAAUGGUUUCGUCUCAGUUGGCAGUGAUGAGCAACCAAUCAUCUCCAAUACUCACAGCGAAUCACAUAGUCUAACAAUUGGAAGCAAAGAACAAGCGGGAACAUCAUGCGGGGAGUCAUCUUUCCAACUUCUUUUAACUACCGAAAGUUCUGAACCCAUUGGGAAGGCUUCUUUUAUAAAGCCCACCAAACUUAUAAGAGUUUAUCUUGAUUGGACUGAGAGAGAAAAUGAAUUGUAUGAUUCUAACUAUCUGAAGGAUCUCCCGGAAGUUCACAAAACUGGAUUCACUUCGAAGAAAACCAGGCAAGAAGCUAUUUCUUUGUUUUCUUGCUUGGAGGCAUUCUUGACGGAAGAACCUCUGGGACCAGAUGACAUGUGGUACUGCCCUAGAUGCAAGGAACACAGGCAAGCUACAAAGAAGCUUGACUUGUGGAAGUUGCCCGAGAUUCUUGUCUUUCACUUAAAACGAUUUUCAUACAGUAGAUACCUGAAAAACAAACUUGACACUUUCGUGAAUUUUCCCAUUCACAAUCUUGAUUUAACCAAGUAUGUGAAAAGCAAAGAUGGACAGUCGUAUGUGUAUGACCUGUAUGCAAUCAGCAACCAUUACGGUGGUCUAGGUGGUGGUCAUUACACUGCUUAUUGCAAGUUGAUCGAAGACAAUAAAUGGUGUCAUUUCGAUGAUAGUCAUGUCACUACUGCUACUGAAGCCGAAAUUAAAUCCUCUGCUGCAUACGUGUUGUUCUAUCAAAGAGUUAGAACUAAAGGCCAGAUGGAUGGAGAGACAUCUCAGGUUCAUAGAGUGUAGAGCAUGAUGGGGCGUUUUGUUGGUUGAUGCCUGGCUUGUAUGCUUUUUAGCAGUUAGCACGAAACAGAGCUGAUGUCCUGAAUAGUUACUUAGCAGUGCAAAACUGCUACGUAAAAUGCCAAACAGAAUGUUACCUUGGCAUAACAGCUAGCUAUUAAACAACAAUGUUUUAGAUGAGACAGAACAUUUGAUAUCAUUGGUAGUAUCAGUUCAAAUCACUACAUGAAUGAUAUCAUUUUUUGAUAGGGAAAUUUUGGCAGCCUAUGAUCUAUUUGUUAUUUUAUUUCAUCGGAGGUU
Messenger RNA from Vigna umbellata (rice bean), 1525 nucleotides. Lineage: Eukaryota; Viridiplantae; Streptophyta; Magnoliopsida; Fabales; Fabaceae. The record is from RefSeq and is a predicted model, not a curated record.